Molecule: messenger RNA, 1415 nt
Organism: Synchiropus splendidus (mandarinfish)
Lineage: Eukaryota; Metazoa; Chordata; Actinopteri; Syngnathiformes; Callionymidae
Gene: dck
Product: deoxycytidine kinase
Exons: 7
Coding region: 144-935 (263 amino acids)
Biological process (GO): nucleobase-containing compound metabolic process
Cellular component (GO): mitochondrion; cytoplasm
Molecular function (GO): ATP binding; deoxycytidine kinase activity
Source: RefSeq, a predicted model, not a curated record
CCUCCUGGGCGGAAACGUCUGUGCCAAAACCGCCGUUUUCUGUCAACAUUUACCGCCAAACUUUAAACAACGGGGCGGCGGCGGUUCCAGGAGCUUCGUGCACGUUUAGGAAUAUUUAAAAUCUUCGUAAGUAUUUGCCAAAAAUGUCUUCAUCUCUGAAGCGAAGCUGCCCUGCAGAAAUGAAUGACUCCAUGGAGAAACGGAUCAAGCGAAUUUCAAUCGAGGGCAACAUUGCGGCGGGUAAGUCCACAUUUGUCCGCCUGCUGGAGCUCGAAAACGGAGACUGGGAUGUAGUUCCUGAGCCAAUCGCCAGGUGGUGCAACGUCCAAACAAAUGCUGAAGACUUCGAGGAGCUGACCACCUCACAGAAGAGUGGGGGAAACGUGCUGCAGAUGAUGUACCAGAAGCCGGAGCGUUGGGCCUACACCUUCCAGAGCUACGCCUGCAUCAGUCGAGUCCGCGCUCAGAUGCGCUCGGCCAACGAGAAGCUGCGAGACGCCGAGGACCCGGUCCAGUUCUUUGAGAGGUCCAUCUACAGCGACCGCUACAUCUUUGCUGCUAAUCUUUACGAGAGCGAAUGUCUGAAUGAGACGGAGUGGUCCAUCUACCAAGACUGGCACAGCUGGCUGCACAGCCAGUUUGGCCAGCACAUCCAGUUGGAUGGUAUCAUCUACCUGCGAGCCCCACCUGAGAGGUGUCUGGAGCGGCUGCACCUGAGAGGACGGGAGGAGGAGCAGGAGAUUCCGCUGGAGUACCUUGAGAAGCUGCACUUCAAGCACGAGAGCUGGCUGCAGCACAGGAGCAUGACGAUGGACUUCGACUACUUGAACAACGUGCCGAUCCUGACGCUCGACGUCAACGAGGAGUUCAAAGGGAACAAAACCAAAAGCGCUGACAUGCUGGAGAAGGUGAAAGAAUUCCUUGCUACAUUGUAAAGUUCCAACUGAGUUUUUAACCACUCUCAAGUAGGAACGUUAAAUCAUGAUCUCUGUUUUAAAGUUGUUUUUAUUAUCCAUGCUUUCUAUUUAUAAAUAUGUUCAAGUGGGAUCUUGGCGUUUAAAUUGCUUCUAAAUAAUAUGAAUUUGUUUCAACUCAAAGUUGAGUUUUAAUUAUGUGCCUGUUUUUCCGCCUCAAGAUGUCGCCAAAUGACCAGACCAUGACCAUGUUUUGUCUUUUCUGUCAAGCGCUCGAAUACUUUGAAUUGCAAUUUCGAAUUGUAUUUUAAUAAUUGAAGCGAGUUGUGUUUCCUGUCUCCAUUUAUUGUGAACAUGUAUGAAUUGUCAUUAACUGUUUCGUCUCUAUAAAUUAAAUAUGUUUGUCAACAUCCGAUUUGUGUUUGACCUAAAUAUACCCGAAAUUGUGUCUUAAAGGAAACCUAGAAAGGGGAAAUAAUUUGUCUUCUAAUUUUAUAUUAC